CCCCAGAGGGGUAAGACGGGUCAUUUCCUCUCUGGUUAUCUGUGCCCUCCCUUGGGGCUUGCAAACCACAGCCCUUGGGAGCUUUUGAUCAGAGGAGAAUCUGGGAGAGACCUGAAGAUGGACGCCACGGCUCUCAGCACCCCUGAUUACUCUGAUUAUGACAAAUGGACCUCGAACCCCGACAUCAUGGUGGAUGCCUCUUCCCACACCCACAGGCUUAAUGCCCCAGAUGUGAUCGCCCUGGUGAUCUUCGCGGCCGUCUUCCUGAUCGGGGUGCCCGGCAAUGCCAUGGUGAUCUGGGUGACAGGGUCUGAGACCAAGCGGACCGUCAAUGCCAUCUGGUUUCUCAACCUAGCGGUGGCCGACUUCCUCUCCUGCCUGGCGCUGCCCAUCUUGUUUACAUCCAUCAUCCAGCACAACCAAUGGCCCUUCGGUGAAGCCGCCUGUCGAAUCCUGCCCUCUCUCAUCCUUCUCAACAUGUACGCCAGCAUCUUACUCCUGGCCACCAUCAGCGCCGACCGCUUCCUGCUGGUGUUCAAUCCCGUCUGGUGCCAGAACUACCGAGGGGCCCACCUGGCCUGGGUGGCCUGCGCCGUGGCCUGGAGCUUGGCUCUGCUGCUGACCAUACCUUCCUUUGUGUUCCGUCAGGUCCACGUAGAGCACUUCCCGCCCAAGACGAUGUGUGUUGUUGCAUACGGUAGGGACAAUGUGUACGCGGAGAAGGCCGUGGCCAUCGUCCGGCUGACCGUGGGCUUCCUGGGGCCGCUGGUCACGCUUGCCAUCUGUUACACCUUCCUCCUGAUUCGGGCGUGGAGCCGCACUGCCACGCGCUCCACCAAGACGCUCAAGGUGGUGGUGGCCGUGGUGACCAGCUUCUUCGUCUUCUGGCUGCCCUACCAGGUGACGGGGAUGAUGCUGGCCUUUUUCCAGGCACACUGGGACAGCUUCAAGUUCGUGUCCAGUCUAGAUGCCCUGUGCAUCUCUCUAGCUUAUAUCAACUGCUGCAUUAACCCCAUCAUUUAUGUGUUCGCCGCCCAGGGCUUUCACGCCCGGUUCCUGAAGACCCUCCCCGCCAGGGUCCGGGGUGUGUUGACUGACGAGUCCGUGCGCAGGGAGAGCAAGUCCCAGACGCUCUCCACGGUGGAUACCCCGGCCCUGAAGAGCCAGGCGGUGUAAGAGGGGGGCCUCUCUGACCUCCAGCUUUCCCAGGCUCCGCCAAACUUCCGGUCCAUUCACUUCGCUUUUUGGAACUCAGCCCGGGGCAAGGUGGGUGGUGCUGGUUGAAUGAAUUUGCCACCUUUUCCUUCCGUCUUUCCUGGACUCUUUCCUGCUUCUUCUAGGCGAACCCAUCUUAUCGUUUUUCAUUUUCCAAGGUUGAUAAGUUCUAGGAACCACCCACCCCCCCAACCUUUCUAUCCAAGGACUUGGGAAAAUGAACAGCAACCAGCAUAACUGGAACUCUCCCAUAGAAUAAGAAGUUCCUGUGCAGAACAUGUGAAGAUAUCAGAUACACAGAACAAACAGAAACACUCAAACUUGGGGAAAAAAAAAAGAAUUCUGUAUUUAUUUCAUGGAGAAUUGACAAAAAAAAUCUAUAUGUAUACAACUGGAAUCUCAAAAGUUAUUCUUGUUUAGGACAAAGCAAAAAUCCAUGGACUGGGCUUCACUGGUGGCUCAGUGGUAAAGAAUCCGUCUGCCAAUGCAGGGGACAGGAGUUCGAUUCCUGGUUGAGGGGGAAGAUCCCACGAGCCUUGGGACAUCUAAGCCCACGCGCCACAAUUAUUGAGCCGGAGAGCCCAGAGCCGGUGCUCCACAACAAGAGAAGCCUGCGCUCCACAACUGGCGAGUAGCCCCUGCUCACCGCACCUGGAGAAAGUCCACUCAGCAAGGAAGACCCAGCACAGCCAUAAAUAACAAAAUAAAGAAAUAAAAACUUUAAAAAAGUUCAUGGACCAAUCUCAGCUUUGGAGAGUGAGUUGGUUUAAAGAGAAACAGUAAGGGCCUUCCCUGAUGGUCUUGUGGUUAAGACUCCAUGUUUCCACUGCAGGGGAUGUGGGUUCCAUCUGGGGUCAGGGAACUAACAUCCCACAGGCUGUGUGAUGUGGCAAAAAAAAAAAAAAAAAAGAAAAGCAGUAAGUUAGUACAUUACUUCACUAGGUUAAAAAAAAGAAAGAGUAUUAAGUAAAAAGAUGUGAUGAGGUUAUGGAGAAAAGCAACCAGUGUGGAAGGUACCUAGGGUCAGGAAACACUGAUUGGGUCCCUCCAGGGGGUGGAGUCCCAGGGGAAUUUUCUCUUUUGGGUUGUCAAUUGGUGUUUUGUUUAUCCUGAAAAAGAAAAUUAGCUGUUUUAUUUUGACCUCGUUUAGCGUCUCAUGAGGUUAGGUUGUAAGUAAUAAUACGAAAGUGAUCCUGUGUGUCUUUGACCUGUCUCCUGUAACAGGAACGUCUUUCAAAAUGGCAUUACAAUAUCACACCGAGAUGUUGACAUGGAUAUGGCCAAGGUGCCAGACUUUUUGUAGCUGCCUAAUCCCUCAUGACAUCCUUUUCUAGCCACCUCCACUGCCCUCUCCCCUCCCCAGCCAUUAUAGGUUAUUACAAUGAGUGUCAUUGCCUAUGCUAUACAGUAAGUCCUUGUUGUUUACCAUAUAUAAUGGUGUGCAUAUGUUAAGAGCUUUCCACAUGGCACAGUGGUAAAGAAUCUACCUGCCAGACACAGAUGUGGGUUUGAUCCCUGGGUUGGGAAGAGCCCUUGGGGUUGGGCAACCUGCUUCAGUAUUCUUGCCUGGAAAACUCUAUGGACCGAAGAGCCUGGUGAGCUAUCGUCCACGGGGUGGCAAAGAGUUGGACACGACUAUGUAUGCACUCAUGUGUAUAUGUUAAUCCCAAACUCCUAAUUUAUCUCUCUCCUCUGUGUCCUGCUAUCCUUUUUGGUAACCAUAAAUUUUUUUUUACGCCUGUGAGUCUAUUUUUGCUUUGUAAAUAAGUUCAUUUGUGUGAUUUUUGUUGGUUCCACUUGUAAGUGCUGUCAUAUGAUACUUGUAUUUCUCUCUCUGAUUUACUUCUCAUCUCUAGGUCCAUCCAUGUUGCUGCAAAUGGCUUUAUUUCAUUCUUUUUUAUGACUGAGUAAUACCCCAAUGUAUAUAUUUAUAUACCACAUAUUCUUUAUCCAUUCACCUGUCAAUGGACCUUUAGGUAACUUCCAUGUUGAACACUUCUGUCAUGAACAUUAGGGUGUGUGUGCCUUUUCAAAUUAGAGUUUUCUCUAGACAUAUGCCUAGAAGCAGGAUUUCUGGGUCAUAUGGCAAUUCUAAUUUCAGGUUUCUUUUUUUUUUAAGGAACCUCCAUACUGUUCUUCAUAGUGGCUGUACCAAUAUACUUUUUUUGGGGAGGGGCAUUAAGUCUUCAAAAUCCUGGGUGUGAGUUACACUCACAGUACAUCUCCAUUCAGACUGGCAUAUUUCAAGUGCCCAGGGAGCCACACAGAGGUGGUGGCCCCUGAAUACGACAAUCACAUAGAUAUAAGCUCCUUCUUCCUCUUUGCAAGAGCUGGCUGAGUCUAGGGAACAGCCUCAGCAUGGGGAACUGGGCAUGGAUCUUGUCUGAUUCUGAUGGGAACUGUAGCUGAAUCUUGCUAUUACCAUGUUGUCAUCUGUCCUGGGGACGAUUUUAUUCAAAGAUGCUGUCUGAGCACCCAGAGUGACAGGUGCUUGGCAGGACUUCCAGAAAAGGUGUGGAUGGGUUUUGAUAGUAAAUGUUGGUACCCAUACAGACCCUCUGGCAGCAAGGUCAUUGGGGGAAGAACUGAGCCCCAGCUACCUUCUGCUCUGGUACCCCCAUAAAGAUGCUUGUGACCUUAGAGGUCCUUUCUACCUGGACAGCCCACUUGCCUCCUUCUGCCUUCCUCCCAGCCACUUGGGCUCCUCCCUGGCUUGUUCCAGGAGGGCUGGUUAACCUCUCACUUUCAGCAUGAUCUUUCUCCGCCUCUUCUACAGACUUUCUUCUUCUGCCCUUAAAUAUUGGCUUUCUAGAGUUCUCUUGAACAUACGUCUUACUUUUGUGAUGUCAUCCAGUACCUUCCCAGCUCUCUCGCUCUUUUCAGGGUCUGGCUUCUACACCUACUUCACUCAAAAUGAUCUCAGCGUCUUCUCCCAAACUUCCCCCUCCCUUUUCAUCCCCAACUCAAGGGUGUGCCCACAUGGUCCAUAUAGUCACCAAGCCUCACUUGGACCCACUCUAGAAGCCAUCCUCUUCCCAUUCCACAUCUUGCCUGGUUCAAGCCCUGCAUCCUCUCCCACUUGGGUCCUUACCUUUUCUCCUGCCUGGUCUCCUGGCUGCCUGGUCUGUUUUUAAAAGACCACCCUUGUUGCUGUUCUACCUUCCUUCAGAGUGCAGCCUCUUCCAGGAAGCCCUCCUUAACUUCUUCCUCCCAUCUCCCCAUCCCUGUGCUCCAUCCCUGUUCCUGGCCACCCUCUGGCUUUCCUAGGUUGGAGGAAUAGGCUGUAGGCACUGGGGUCUUUUUUUUCACCCUGAUUUGGAGAGGAGUUGCUUCCCAGAAGCUGGGCUUCACAGUGGUCUUCUAGAAACACUUGGAUACCAACAUGUGGGAUCCAUGUGGCUUUUCCAAGCCCUGGAGUUGAUCAGCACUGCCCAGGAGGGAAGUGGGUUGACGGGCUAGGCGAUUGUGAAAUCGGAAGCCCAAGGAAUCUGCUGGGUCAACAAGUACCAAAGAGGAAGUGGUGGGGAAAGAGAGUGGGUGAUGGGUUUGGCUGAGUUGGCUGUGUUCCUACCUCCGCCCCCCAACCCUGUCAUGCCCCCACCUGUUGCUCAGCUCUGACUCCCCAAGCCCUGGAGGGCAGAGCUCCCUACCCCCCUGCAUCUGGGCCACGUGACCUUCUCAAGUACCCCCAUCUCCAACCUCCAGGAUGGUAUUACUUCAGAUUCGUGUUGUCUGAUAGGAAUAUGACAUGAACCAUGCACAUAAUUUUAGAUUUUUUCAGCAUCCAAGCAAGAGACAAGCAAAGAGAAACAAAAAGAAUCAGGUAAGAUAAUUGAAUGCUAUGUUUUGUUGAACCGGAUAUAUUUCAAGUACUAUCAUUUCAAAAUAUGAUCAGUACAAAAAGUUAUUGAGAGAGUUCACAUUCUUGUUUUUUCUUCACACCAAGUCUUUGAAAUCUGGUAUGUAGUUUUCCCUCACAGCAUCUCUCAUUUCAGAUCCACUUCAUUUUAAAUGCUCAGCAAUCUCAAGCAGCCAGUGGCUACCAUAUUGGACGGCUCAGGGCUAUAAUUCCUUGAUUAAUGUUCAGAUCAUCUACAAAAUUCUAACAUCUAACUGCUGGAGUUUGUACUUCUAACAUGUGAAGAUUCUGGUGUGACAUUCUAGAAUCCUGUGAUUAAAAUAGCGUGUGGCUAACAUUGUAGGAUCCCUUGGGUCAAAUAGCCUGUGAUUCCAACGUUCUGAGAGUCUGUGAUUUCAGCAGUUUAGGCUUCAGAGUCUUUCACCUAGCUCAGGCAGCAGCAAACUCCAGCCUGUGGACCAAAUCCCGCCUGUUGCUUGCUUUUGUGAAUAAAGUUUUAUUGGAAAACA
Dama dama (fallow deer) is the source of this 5583-nucleotide messenger RNA. It is a transcript of the gene C5AR1, whose product is annotated as complement C5a receptor 1. The coding region runs from base 118 to 1176 and encodes 352 amino acids. Gene Ontology annotation, cellular component: plasma membrane. NCBI's taxonomy places the organism in Eukaryota, Metazoa, Chordata, Mammalia, Artiodactyla, Cervidae. Gene Ontology annotation, biological process: positive regulation of cytosolic calcium ion concentration; complement receptor mediated signaling pathway; chemotaxis. Gene Ontology annotation, molecular function: G protein-coupled receptor activity; complement component C5a receptor activity. The transcript has 2 exons. The record is from RefSeq and is a predicted model, not a curated record.